Molecule: messenger RNA, 8223 nt
Organism: Elgaria multicarinata webbii
Lineage: Eukaryota; Metazoa; Chordata; Lepidosauria; Squamata; Anguidae
Gene: BTBD7
Product: BTB domain containing 7
Exons: 11
Coding region: 187-3555 (1122 amino acids)
Biological process (GO): morphogenesis of a branching epithelium
Molecular function (GO): protein binding
Source: RefSeq, a predicted model, not a curated record
AAGCCGCUGAGUCGGGGGCCGGCGCCGGGAGCCCAGCUGGGGAUCAUGGAGGCUCCAGGCGGCGCUUGAAGACGCGCGCGAAAUGGAGGCAAAGAACCUGCUUGAACUGUGUCAUAAGUUCUAUAAUGGAUUAUGGGAUUGUGCGCUGAUGAGCCAGCAAAUGGAAUGCCUGAGUGACUGAAGAAAAUGGGUGCUAAUGCUUCAAACUACCCUCAUUCGUGUUCCCCAAGGGUAGGGGGGAAUUCUCAGGCGCAACAGACAUUCAUAGGAACAUCAUCUUAUUCCCACCAAGGCUAUGGCUGUGAAUCCAAACUGUAUAGUCUUGACCAUGGCCAUGAGAAACCUCAAGACAAGAAAAAGAAAAGUUCUGGCCUUGCCACCCUCAAAAAGAAAUUUAUUAAGCGCCGCAAGUCUAGCCGGUCUGCUGAUCAUGCCAAGCAGAUGCGUGAGCUCCUCUCAGGCUGGGAUGUUAGAGACGUCAAUGCGUUAGUAGAAGAGUAUGAAGGAACUUCAGCCUUAAAAGAGCUUUCUCUACAAGCUAGUUUGGCGAGGCCAGAAGCCAGAACGCUGCAGAAAGAUAUGGCUGAAUUGUAUGAGUUUAAAUACUGUACGGAUGUAGAUCUGAUAUUUCAAGAGACGUGUUUCCCUGUGCAUCGUGCAAUUUUGGCUGCAAGGUGCCCAUUUUUUAAGACCCUGCUUUCUUCUUCGCCAGAAUAUGGUGCAGAGAUUAUAAUGGAUAUCAACACAGCUGGCAUAGACCUGCCCAUGUUUUCUGCUUUGUUACACUACCUGUACACAGGAGAAUUUGGAAUGGAGGACUCAAGAUUUCAGAACGUUGACAUCCUCAUGCAGCUUAGUGAGGAAUUUGGAACACCAAAUUCUUUAGAUGUUGAUAUGCGAGGGCUAUUAGAUUACAUGUGUUACUGUGACGUAGUUCUCAGCUUUUCGUCCGAUUCUGAAUUGGUUGAAGCUUAUGGUGGAAGUCAGAGCUGCUUAGAUGAGGAGCUCAGAGCGCACAAAGCUAUAAUUUCAUCACGGUCCCCAUUUUUUCGCCAUCUGCUGCAACGGAGAAUACGGACUGGUGAAGAAAUUACAGAUCGAACGCUAAGGACUCCAACGAGGAUUAUACUGGAUGAAUCUAUCAUACCAAAAAAAUAUGUGAGAGUGAUUUUAAACUGUAUGUAUACAGAUUUGGUGGACCUCUCUAUUUUGCACAGUAGUCCCUCAGUGGGGAGUCUAAGCGAAGUUCAGGCUCUUGUAGCAGGAAAGCCAAACAUGACAAGGGCUGAAGAAGCUAUGGAACUUUAUCACAUAGCACUCUUCUUGGAGUUUAAUAUGCUUGCGCAAGGCUGUGAGGAUAUUAUUGCUGAAAGCAUCUCACUAGACACCUUAAUUGCCAUUCUCAAGUGGAGUUCUCAGCCGUAUGGCUCCAAGUGGGUACACCGCCAAGCACUGCAUUUCCUCUGUGAGGAGUUUACCCAGGUCAUGACUUCAGACGUCUUUUAUGAACUCGGCAAAGACCACCUGCAGACAGCUAUCCAGUCUGACUACUUACAGGCGAGCGAGCAAGACGUCCUGAAGUACCUUGUUAAAUGGGGCGAACACCAGUUGAUGAAAAGAAUUGCAGACCGAGAGCCUAACUUGCUGAGUGGCACAGCUCACAGUGUGAACAAACGAGGUGUAAAGAGGCGAGAUCUUGACAUUGAGGAACUAAAAGAAAUCCUUUCUCCUCUCCUACCAUUUGUCCGCAUUGAACAUAUUUUGCCUAUGAACAGUGAAGUGCUGACUGAUUCUAUGAAGAGAGGUCUCAUAAGUACUCCUCCUUCGGACAUGCUGCCGACAGCAGAGGGUGGAAAGUCAAAUGCGUGGCUGCGACAAAAGAAUGCAGGAAUUUAUGUGAGGCCAAGGCUCUUUUCACCGUAUGUGGAGGAAGCUAAGUCGGUUCUUGAUGAAAUGAUGGUUGAACAGACUGAUCUGGUUCGUUUACGGAUGGUUAGAAUGUCCAAUGUACCAGAUACUCUCUACAUGGUAAACAAUGCAGUUCCACAGUGCUGCCAUAUGAUAAGUCACCAGCAAAUAAGCAGUAAUCAAUCCAGUCCUCCUUCAGUUGUAGCCAAUGAAAUCCCAGUUCCUCGGCUGUGUGUUGUUAAAGAGAUGGUCAAACGUCUGCAGGAGCUCCGCCAUACUGAGCAGGUGCAAAGAGCUUACGCUCUUAACUGUGGAGAAGGAGCCACUGUCAGUUACGAGAUUCAGAUCCGUGUGUUGAGGGAAUUUGGACUUUCUGAUUCCGCUGCUGAGCUCUUGCAGAAUCCUCACAAGUUCUUUCCUGACGAGCACUUUGGGGAUGAAAGCCCGCUUUUGACCCUGAGACAGUCAGGGCGGUGCCGUGUGAACAGCACACCCACCGCUGAAACCAUGUUUACAGAACUCGACUCUUUUGUGGCCUUCCAUCCACCACUGCCCCCUCCUCCGCCUCCUUACCACCCGCCAGCUACUCCGAUCCACAAUCAGUUCAAAGUCGGGUGGAAGCAAAGGGCGCAGAGCCAGCAUCCCUCCCGUUCCUUUUCUUACCCCUGUAACCAUUCACUGUUUCAUGCCAGAGCAGCACCUAAAGCUGCACCGCCCAUGUACUCUUCUGGUGUCAAAGCCACACCUCCCGAUUGCACUAAGACAACAGGACUGGGAAGGCAAACAGUUGCAGCAGCAGCGGCUGUGAUGGCUGCUGAAAAGCAAGUGGGUACUCAACCUGUGCUCAAUGAGCUGAUGCCAGAUAUUGCUAUGGGUGUGUCGACAAUGUCUCUCAAGGACAGGAGGCUGCCAGAGCUCACUGUUGACACAGAACUGAGCCAGCCUGUUUUAGAGGUUGGGCCAGGACCACCUCAACACCUUUCAUGCAUUCAGACAAGGCACAUACACAGUUCCCGGAAAAAACAUUCAGUUGAACAAAAAUUGGAUACUAGAGAGAAUCAACAGGAAUAUCCCGAUUUCUAUGACUUCUCCAGUGCUGCAUGCAGACCUUCUACUCCUGCCCCUAGCAGGCACACUCCUUCACCUUCUCAAGGUAUCUAUUUUGGCCCAGAUUUGUAUAGCCACAAUAAAGCAACGCCCAGCGGCUUAAAGGCCACCCAUUUAACUAAUCACAUCUCUCCUAAAAAGCUAGAAGACUCUCGGCGAGAGUAUGCACUUUCUCAAGAAGGGCAUCCAUACAGACAAAAGAAUGAACCUCUACACCUCGAUGUCUUAGAACAACCUCCACAGCGGUUGGACUUGGCAUUGGCUGCCCAAGAAAACACCGGGAAUGUCUCAGUUCAUGCAAGAGGACGAACAAAAAUAGAAACUGACUUAACCUAUGGGCUAACCUCAAGCCGACCUUCUCUGCCCCCCGCAUACAGCUCAGAGAUCCACGAAGAGCAAUCCAGCCGAAGAUUGGCAGACAUUGAGCCCCUGGAGCAUGAAACACAGAGAAAUGCAGAUUUGGAAAGGGAAGAGGCAGUAAGCAGAGGAAGGCGGUCUCCAAGCAAACCAGACUUCCUUUACAAAAAAUCUGCCCUCUGAAAACCACCUCCACUUUUUCUCUGUGCCUAAGAGUAGUGAAAUAUCCAGUCUUUGCCAUCCUUGGCCUGACAUUUGUUGGGCAAGCUCAUUUAAAUGCCAGCCGCUACAUCAUUUUUUUAAUUUUUGUUUUUUUGUAUAUACAUGGCUUCAUUAGAGAUGGCAUGCUACCAGUUUAUUUGGAAUGCUGCUUCCGGGGUCUGUGAUCUGAACAGAUUUUGCUAAGCCUCUUUAAAAAAAAAACAUUUUAGUUGGCACCUUAAAACAAGGUAGCCUUUUGCACCUGUACAUUAAUUUUAUUAGUUUUUGUAUUAGUAUGUUAAACUUUUGCUGUCAUUAUUUUAAAGGACUGUUUGUUCAUUCUCUUCUGGGUGGCUUUUUUAAAAAAAGAAAUCUUUCACCUCCUGGUUUCCUGUGUGCAUUGGGCUGCACACUUGAGAUGUAUUUUCUUAUAAGAUGGUGACAAUGUCUGUCUUUAUUUUUGAAUGACUAUAGGAAUUCCAAAGAACAGCACAUUUAAGUAACUGCUCUGGCUAGGUCUGAAGCCUUCCUGGUCUACCACUAGUGCAAGAAUCCAGCCUAAUUUGUAUGCUGUUUACCAAGCCCAUGGCAGCUGGCCUUCAUAUUGAUGUAGCAAGCACUCACUAAUGUUUGUGGCUGGGAUUUUCUGUGGAAGUAAGGAGUUCCUUGAGAUCUCCCUUUUAUCUUUUCUUUUUCAGCAUCGUACCUCCAAGAAGCACUUACUCAACCCCCUUGGUUAGUAUAUAAUACUGCAAAUUGUGACAGUAUUGUAAACUCUCAUCAAGUUUUCCUUUUAUAAGGAAUAUGCAGAUGGAAAGGUUUCAUACCAAGCCCAAGAGGGUGGGAAGAGGCUGCUUAAUAUCUGACAUUGGUGUUAAUGCUCUAUGUUGUUAGAGGAGGCUGCCUCUCCAAACGGUAGCACUGAGAGGAAUGCUUAUUGCCUUCUUUGUUCUGCCUCUAAGAAACCAAGGGCUUCGGUCUUAGUGAUGUCACUGAGUGCUCCUUGACACUCUUAAAUCUCUUGCUUUGUGGACAGAAAUUGAAGAAUAUCAGUUCUAGCUUAAUUAACUGCAAGCAAUUUAGCACUUAAUUUCUUCAUCCCAACCUCUUGAAUGUGUUUGUUUUUGUCUUUUGGUUUUUAAAGAUGGUGGGGACACCAUGGUUUUAUGAACACAAAGUAGAGACACAGGGCUGACCGUUUAGUCAUGUUUUUUGCCACUAACAAUGGCCAUUUCAGCAGUCAGCAGUUGAAAGUACUGGAAAAGUUCCAAUACCACUGUGUGGUAGUUCAUAAUGAAGGCCUGACUUGAUAAUGGUGGUCAGCUCCAAAAUAUAGCUCUUCCAUCACCUUGAACACCUCAGUCAGAAAAUUUACUAACCUUAAAUCUGACUGUUUUUAGAUACUUGACACUGUUGAAAUGUAGACUUUGUUUCAAUGUUUAAUCACACUUUUGUUCUCAACUCUUAAAAAAAAGCAUCACCUCCUACCUUGUCCUUGCCUCCAAUCUCCUUGAGGGGAAAAACACUGUUAAAGAAAACAGACAUUCUGGAGCAGUGGUGUGUGUGUGUGUGUGUGUGUGUGUGAGAGAGAGAGAGAGAGAGAGAGAGAGAGAGAGAGAAAGAGAAUGAACUUUUACAUUACGUUAACUUUACUACACUUCAAGUAUGGUCUUGCAUCUUUAAAAAGUGUCAAACCUCUCAUCCUAUGCCUUUUACAAUACGUUUUGGGUAUAUAGUGGAACUAAAUGGUAUGAUUGCUCUGAUAGUGGUUUAAAAACGUAGUGCCAUUUGCCAAAUAUCUGGUUUUUGUUGUCUUGCUGGCAGGGAAGGCGGGUUGCAGUUUAAGCCCAUUCAACAAGGCUAUGCUCCAUCAAACUCAAUUCAAUGUUCUUUGAAUUGGCUGCCUGGUUUCCCUUUUAAAAAAAACUAAACUAUUUUGGCCACAAGUAAACAUGGGAAUCCAUAAUGUCAUCUUGUCCAAUAUUUUUCAGCUAUCUUUCAUAGUAUAAAAUAGUCUUCACCAACAUGAUGUCCUCGAGAUGGUUUGGACUACAACUCCCAUAAUCACUGGCCAUGCUGCCUCUGGCUGAUGGGAGUUGCAGUCCAAAACAUUUGGAGGGCACCAUGUUGGUGAAGGUUGGUAAAGGAGAAUUUGGUAUAAUUCUUUGAUGUUGGCUUCGCCAUGUAGAGAACCUAGGGUAGGACUCUCUUUGUUCUAAUAGGUCCCUCGUACUUAGGCACACUGCUUUUAAACCCACUGUCCCAAACAAGAACCCACAUGCCUGUAUUCCAGAUUAAAAAUGUUCUGCUAUUUCAAGUAGUUCAUUUUGUCCAUCACUAAACAGAGCCAAUUUACUUGGCAGGUUGGUAGUGAAACAGGAUAGGCUCUGUGCCUGAGAUUUGAGGGGGCAAAUUCUCAAUCUCAAUAGUGGCUCUAGAGUUGGUUGAAGUAAUCCAUUGGGAUUUAGUUUGCAUAUGGUUUUCACUGUGGAAUAGCUUUUAUAUGCAUAUUGGUUCCCAGAAAACAAAAUUGCAGCUUUUGAAGUCAAGUAAGUUGCCAUUUCACAGCACAGCAUUGUAGAUGAAAGCCAAUUCUGUAAGGGACAGAAGUUUAUAGUAGGUCUUUGUAAACCGCCCAGAGAGCUUUGGCUAUGGGGCAGUACAUAAAUGUAAUAAUAAAUAGUAAAGACUAUCAGGCCACUUAGACAAUUUAAACUAAAUUUGCAAGGGGAUGCAAAAAUGCUUGAGAGAGAAAAAUUGAGGCAGCAAGGAACUGACUUCUGGAUUUUUUCCUCUAGGGCUUUGACUAAGCAUUGCAUUUUCUUCUAAGGUGUCAAUAACACACUAACUGCUAAUAAGAUUCUUUGGUUUGUUAAACCUGAUCCUCUUCCCCAGCAUCUAUAUGUUGGGUUCGAUCAGAGCGGUGCAGCCAUAGCAGCACCACUAGGUAGCUCAUUUACUGACCCUACAUGCAGGAUGUCAUCCCAUGCUCCUCUUGUCCUUCCACAAGAAAAGGCAUCUUUAUUUUGUCUUGUUAUUGAUAUCAGUAUGUGUUUGCAAACAGCAUAUGAGUAAGAGGCAAAUUACAACCUAGCUUAUUUACCCAUGGCCCACUAGCAUCAAAGGGAUGCAGCUAUUUUGUCAAGGGGCUAAUUUGGCCUACGAUCAGAUUGAUCAAACAUGACUUGUGCCAUAAUUGAAAUUACAUUUACAUUCUGCUGGACAGAUGAUUUACUCAGAGCUUCAAUUACUCAGUCCUUUUGUCCUCCAAAAAGCAGGACUCGUGAAGCAACAAGCAAGGCCCAAUUUUGUAGUAAUCAACAGCUAUGUUGUAUGUUUGGUAUUUUCAAUGCACAGUACAGUUUUAGGAGCUUAAAAAAUAAUCCUUUUGUUUGCAUGAAGCACUUUUGAAUAAAUUGUUGGAAAUUCCACGUAUUAAGAAACCAUACAGCUGUGGCUUUGAAAGAGAAAUAAUUGCUUUCGGAACAAUUGGUAUACGAUGAAAGACGUUGCAGUAUGGAAACUCAAAACUAUAAUCUUGGCUAAUUUUGCUGGAACAGUACAGAAUUUUGUCCAAAACUGGUUUGGUAUGCAUCCUGCUAAGGAAAAAUAUCUGUGUUCUACCCUGUGGCUGGGAUUCAGAGUGAUGUGAUUGUGCAAUGUGUUUCCAUGCAGUGUGUGUGUGUGUGUGAGAGAGAGAGAGAGAGAGAGAGAUUUGUUACUAGCAGAAGUGCAAAGGGCUGCUGCUCCUUGACCAGUGAGGGGACCAUUUCAGAAUAUAUUUGGGGGGAGGGGCUGCUGUCAUAGAAUCUGAGCAGCCUCCAUGCAGACAUAGUACUUCGGAUCCUAGUCAAUGUGUUUACAAAUAAGUCUUCUGAAAGAAUACUAUUAGAGCUAAGUUAUCCUUGUCCCAUAAGGUUACAAUAACUGACGCAGUAACCAUCUAGAAUGUUGUUUUAUGUUUGUAUUUGUCUUUGAUCUUUUUUCCGCCUUUAAUAAGAGAUAAAAUGAAUAGACUGGUCCUUUCCUGCUUUAUAAUUUUGUUUUGGGCGUGGAAUAUUAAAAAACGUUUUUCAUCUCUUAUGUAACUUAUUUUGAAAUGGGCUGCAGAUGGCACUAUUAUUCUAGCUACUCCCAAUGACUGUGUGUUUAUAUGGUGGAGGGUUAUGUGUGGAAUGUUGGGGGAAGCUGAAGAAGAAAAAAACAACAUUUGGUAUUUCUAUACUUGUAUGUACUUCUGGAAAGUGUUAAUUGUCCAUGAUGUUAACGUUGUUCUUGUGCUGUUACUGGUAUAAAGUCAAGUGCCUUCAAUGCUAAAGGCUCAGAAAUUUUCUUAAACCAACUUCAUGUCCUAUGCAAGUGUUUUUUCUACAACCUGCAUAACCAGUACUUUGUAAAACUUGUUUACGCUUCAAUUGUACAUAUUGGUUUUUAAAGAAAAUAUAGUAUUUUUAUUUAGGUACCUCUAGAAUUGAAUUCUAGUCUUGUGUGAUGCAUUGUAAAACAAUACAUUUCUCUUUUGAGUACCAUUACAAUUGUAAAAAGGUUUUCACUGGUUCUAUUUUUCUACUGUUGCUGAGAAGCAUGUUAACACUGACUUUAUCCUACAUAUAGUUGGUAUUUCAAAUAAAUGGCUUGUCUAGAAAAAUG